Messenger RNA from Plodia interpunctella (Indianmeal moth), 1772 nucleotides. RefSeq lists its product as uncharacterized. The record is from RefSeq and is a predicted model, not a curated record. The transcript is spliced from 15 exons. Bases 78 to 1685 code for a protein of 535 amino acids. NCBI's taxonomy places the organism in Eukaryota, Metazoa, Arthropoda, Insecta, Lepidoptera, Pyralidae.
UUAGUUUUUAUUUGAGCAAUUAAUUUAAAAAAAUGUAACAGUCAAUUAUAUGUACCAACAUCUAAACCUAGAGAAAAAUGUUUAGAGAAAAGACGUGUUUGAUAUUGAGUUCAAUUUUUUUAUUUAAUUUAGUGAAAUGUGGUUAUCCGCCGAUCGGUGAUGAGGUCCAAGCCGGUAGCGUUUUACUUCCUGCCACCAGGAGAGGUCGCUACCUCGCCAACAUAGUGAGAAGACAGGCUGUGGAUGGCACUGGAAUCAGAUUCAAUAAAGACGCAGACAGGAUGAACGCAGAAGCAAAGAAAAAAGUGGACGUGUUGUCAGACGAGCUGCUACCGUACAUCAUAGCGGAGCAGGAGCGACGUACCACUCUGUACAAGAGGAUAAUGACGGCCAUACAGAACGGGGAGAAGGGGGUCACCAUCGCCGAGAUCAAGAAUAAACCCCCACUUAUUAUUAAGAGAGGCCUAAUGUUCCGGUGUCCCUCCAACCGCGCGCCGAAAGAACCCGACGGCUCAGGCAACAUUGUAUGCGAGGAAGGAAUCGAAGCGUUACCAGUCAUGUACGAUUCAUGUCUUAGCGCAGAGGAUAAAGAACUUUAUAACGCUGAGAAUAAGUACUUCUUUUGCAAUCGCCACAAAAUGGAGGGUCCAGACCUCCCCCGGAACAGCAGCACGGUCAUCGGCUGCGCUCCGGCUGAACGCACUUCCUUUAACUACACUAUGAACAAAUGUGGACUGGAAGGGUCAGAGGACGUCGUGGUGCACUAUAGAUAUUAUCCAGACAGGACCUAUAAAUACGUGACGGAAUUGGAUCCUGACCGUGAGGUCUGUGAUCACUGGAAUCCUUGUCAGAUCGGAUACAUCUUCGCUUUGCCGACCAUAGACCAGGCUACCACAGCCAACGAACUAUGGCGUGAGUUUUUUUUUUUACCAACAUUUUUAUUUAGUUUCACCACUUCUUCAGUGACUAUGAACCAGAUGGCGAUGUACUUUGUCACGUGGAUUGAUAUGUUUACACAUAAUUUAGAGGACUCUAUAUCGGAAUGCGUGGUGUUCGAGAAACCAUACGAGUUCUCCACCAUGGUGAAGACAUCCCCGGGCUGGAAGGUGAAGAACGUGGAACGCCGUGGUUGUUUACACUGCAAGGAGGGGCCAAACUCACUAAUCCGACAGCAAUACCUGAAGAUAGACGAGGACAAUGGUGAUCUUACGCAGGUGACCAUAAAUUGGCCGCGGUUCCCGUCGAGUGACGUGGAGCUCUGGACCGUGCUGGAGAACGAUUCAGGGGAGGAGAAGACGGAGAAACUUGUUGAAUUCUGUGAAGCCGCCAUAGCAAUAAUCCCGAAGAAAUUGGAGGUGUAUCCAGCCCAGAAGUUCGAUGAUCUGGUCACUGUGAACUACGAAUGCGACAGGUGUACGUUGGAGUACAUCGUUAUAAGGGGCAUGGACAAAACCAUGGUGAUAUUGGACAAGUCUAGAUUCAAGACAUCAGAUGGCAAUGACGGGAAAUAUAUCCAAUUCGACCUGGGUCGCUUGAAGCCGACUGACAUUGGUCAGUUCUAUGGGCAGUUUACCGACGGCAAUGGAAACCCGGAGAGGGUAAAAAUUAUCACGCUUGAAGGUCCCAGACAUGGUAAGUAUAUUUCUAUAUAUUUUUUCUUUUUUUCAUCUAUAUAUAGAAAUUAGAAUGUACCUACUUCCAUUGGAAUUUUAAGAAAAUACCGAUUACAAAUCUACACAAGGAAAACUAAUUUUAAAUCGAUUACAAAAAUU